UCCUCCACUCUGAUCCGACCCAUGUUGCUCAGGUCGAAUGUUUGGAGGCGAUGGGCGGGGCCACACAGUGAACAGGAGCUGCUGCUCUCCUCCUCAUAUCCCUGUUUCAGCAACAUCAGGAUGACAAUCAUUGCUGAAGAUGACGGAGAUCCGGAGUGAUGGACUGACACAGGUUCGGAUGAUUGACAGGCCCACGACCCAAUAGGCACGAUGAUCGCUACAGGUGGGCUGCUGAGAAUUUCGCGGCGCCAGGAUUCGCUGCGAUCCAAGAACCGUGCGGAGAACAAGAAGAAGAGGAAAGCCAAGAAAAAACGAAAGAACGACGUUGUUGUGGUGAAAGGAAAAGUGAAGCUGUGCUCCGUCUCGGGGCUGGUGGCGGCGCUCGGCGUUUUGAUCCUACUAGUCGGCAUUGCCAUGGCCGUACUGGGAUACUGGCCUAGAGAUCCCACGGAUCGCGCGGAUGCGGCGGCGCGGCGAGCGAAACAGGCUAACCUCACGAGCAAUAACAUGAUGGUGGUGGCCGACAGAAACUCUUCGUCACGUUCACUCGGCUUCUUCCACAGUCUGUUUGCGGGUUACUUAUACUCGGAUAAUCUCAAAGUCUUCGGGCCUCUAGUGAUGGGCAUCGGGAUUUUCCUCUUCAUCUGCGCAAAUGCCGUCCUGCAUGAGGAUCGUGACAAGAAAACUAAAAUCAUAAAUCUGAGGGAUAUUUACUCUACAGUCAUAGACAUUCACGGUUUGCGCGCCAAAGACUGCGUCCCGUUCAACGGCCUCAUCAGUUACAUGCAGUCCAGGAGCGUCGAGGGAAAAGCGGGAAACCACAGGCGUCCGUCGUGCGUGAGAAAAUGCGCAAAGCGCAAGUCGUCGAUUUAUAGUAUAUCCCGAGGAUCCGAGGAAACGCAGUGGGAGACGGGCUCCAUCGUCACGUCGUCCGUUAACGCGUUCACCUUACCCGUCAUCAAACUCAACAACUGCGACAUGCAGGAGCACGACAUCUCGCGCCGCAGGAGCUGCUCCGCCGCGCUGGAAACCCGAGCGCAGGUGUCAAGGACGCGCAUGUCGCUUUCCCAGGAUUCCAAGCUCGACGUGGCUGCGGCGGGGAGGCGGGUCACGGGGUCGCGCCUGUCCCUGAACGCGCUGUCGGAUCCCGGCUCUCGGGAUGAACGCUCGCGGAGGUUCAGCUGUCCCAGACUGGAGCGCUCGGGCAGUAAGGGCUACAUUAAACUGGGAGAUUCGCUCGCAGGUGUCGGAAGAAGUGAGGAUAAAGAGACACACACACUUCCAAACUGCAGCCCCUAAAAACACCUUUAAAUGUCUGAAUGUCACUGCGGAUGAUGCUUGCUAACAAACCACAAACAAACAAACAAAUACUGACUGUCUUCAUCUGCUGGUUUAUCAGUUCAGAUUAAACAAACAUGUGUUUGUGCAUCUUUCUCGACAGUAUAAAGACUCCAAAAUCAUCACAUUCAUACAUUUAUAAGUGUGACUGAACAGAUUCACUGCAAAAAAUGAUACAGUACAAAUAUCUAAACAUUCUUGAAUCCAGAUACAUUUACUGGAGAAGCAAAAUUGCUUUUUUAAAAAUGAGAAUUGGGUCAGAAAAAUACACUUAUUUCAAAGAAACAAUGUGUUUUAUUUUACUGACUCCAUUGGCAGAUAUUUGUUCUUGUUUUAAAGCGGACCUAUAAUGCCUCUUUCACAAGAUGUAAUAUAGUCUCUGGUGUCUCCAGAAUGUGUCUGUG
Molecule: messenger RNA, 1742 nt
Organism: Megalobrama amblycephala (Wuchang bream)
Lineage: Eukaryota; Metazoa; Chordata; Actinopteri; Cypriniformes; Xenocyprididae
Product: transmembrane protein 200C
Exons: 2
Coding region: 211-1299 (362 amino acids)
Source: RefSeq, a predicted model, not a curated record